AUGGAAGAGUACACCAUCAAGCGUAAGAUCGGAGAUGGCACCCAAGGCGUGGUAUACGAGGUGGAGCACCGCACUUCGAAGACGAGCUAUGCAAUGAAGGUUAUCUGCUGCACCGACCAGGAGCAGGUAAACAUGGCGCUAAAGGAAAUCAAGGUACUGCUGCAGCUGCGCCACCCCAGCAUCGUCUCCUACGUCGACUUCUUCCUUGUCUUCAACAGUGUAAAGCUCCGAAGCGAGUUUGCCGCGCAGAGCGAAGCUGCAGGAGCUAGCGGUGUAUAUAGUGGCGGUCUGCAGCGCGAGGCGAGGGUACAGCACGAACAGGACAGCCUCUUCCUCUGCAGCUUCUCAAGCAGUGAGGUCAAUCACGACACCGCCACCGACGGGAGAGGAAAACAGAGGGCUGCGGCAGCCCCCUCAAACGCAGCGUCAGAACAGUGGCCGGACGGCGCCGCCGGCGUUGUUCCCACCUCGCUGCUCAGCAAGCAUCGGCGGCAGACAGGAGCGCACUGGCUCGGCGAGGAGGAGAUUGCCGUGUGUCUCGUGAUGGAGCUCUGCAGCAACGGUGACAUGCAAGACUUGGUGCGGGAGGCACGGCAGAAGUUCAUGAAGACGGGCAAACACUCGAUUACAGAGACGCAGGCACUAUCGUGGCUGGAGCAGGCGGCGGCUGCGCUGCAGUUUAUUCAUGAUAAGGGCUUUUUGCAUCGCGACAUGAAGCCGACGAAUAUCUUCUUCGACGAGUACAAGAACAUCAAGAUCGGCGACUUUGGCCUGGCGGCGACGGUAGGGCUUGGCCGCAACUCAGCGGUAGGCACACCGUACUACCUAGCACCAGAGCGCAUGCUGCAGCAGCGCUACGACAGCAAAGUCGACAUCUGGGGCCUCGGCGUGGUCUUGCUCGAGCUCCUGACACUGCGCGAGCAGCCGAUCAAUAGCAUGGUACUAGAGAACCCGAAAGCGGCGGACGCUGUGAUUCCGCAAAUCACCAAAAUGGGGUAUUCCACCAAGCUGGCAACCCUACUGCGAGACAUGCUGCAGCGCCAGCCGCAAGGCCGCCCCACCUCGUCGUCUAUUUUGCACCGCUUGGCGAGCAUCACCACCACCUCGCCACACCUCGGCAUGUCCGCGACGCUCUUCGCCGGAAUGAGCUGCCCCAAAAUAACGGAGACGCUCUGCGGCGUCUGCGAAGUCGAAGUCGCGUGCGUCAUGUGCUUGAGCUGCAAGGCUGCCUUCUGUGCCGGAUGCGAUUGUGCCCGUCACAAGCACCAUUCACGCCAGAGCCACGACCGCGCAAACCUGUCGUCUAUUGUGAACAGCAUGAACGGUGCCUCCUUCUCGCCUCUCUCAGAAACGCCGAUGCAGCCGCACCAGCAAACCUUGUCCUUCUCGCGGGGACUCUCGCCGGCAACCACGCUGGACCAGACUCGAACAAGCAUGCAGAACGCCACCUUCUUUCCGUCCGUUAACACCAGCCACUCCCACAUGUUGCCGCGCGAUCGGGAGAUGAACAGCAAAGCAUUCACCCGCUUUCAGCUGGCGCUGCCGGGGUGUAGCGUCUCCAUGUCCGACGCCUCCGUGACGCAAGGCCUGCAGGCGCGCCGCGACGGGUCUGGGCACCGUUGCGUGGUAGCAGAGACAGUGCUGCGCGUCCCAGAUGAUGUGCCGAAUCUCGCCCAGGCGUUGCAGGUCGUGGAGAAGAUGCCACACAUUCGCAAAAUCCUCGUCGCCGGUAACACCACGCAUACGUCGCCGCUUGUCCUUACAUCACGACUGCCGGACAGCAUCAAGCUUGUAGGCGAGUCGCCGCCGCCGAUGCUCGAGGUGGCCGACAGUCCAUUUGCGUUGCACUGCCAGUCCGGCAAAGGGACUAUCGAGAAUUUCAUCCUCCGCCACAUCGGCCGCUUCCGCUCCAAGCCGCACGAGCUGUGCACAAACCAUCACCAGACAGACACAAAGGCGAUAUCCUCAGCGCCGGAAAGAAAGCCGUCACGGCCGACUGCUGUGUCCAUCACGGGCGGCGAGUGGAGGCUGCACAAGUGUCGUAUCUCCUGCGUCGAGGGGAGUGGUGUGACGGUCGGUGGGAGCAAACACACCUCCUUUUCCACCACCACUGGACAGAAUGCCCACACGACCGGGAAGCUGCCGCAGUCUCCGAGCCUGACCUUGCGCUCUAGCUUGACGAACGGCGGCGAGGAGGAUGCAGAGGAUGUGGACACUAUCGCAAUGGAGCCGAUCAUUACCAAGUGCAGCUUCAUCGAUGUCACCGCCGCUGGCAUUGUCCUCAUGGAGAAGUCGCGGGGCCUCUAUGAAGGCAACACAUUCUCUGGCUGCGGCUUUGCUGCUUUUCUGCUCAAGAAGGAGGCAACACCGCGCAUUCGUGCCAACCACAUCACUGACGGUGCCGAGGCAGGCAUAUUUUGCCAAGAUGCGUCAGGUGUAAUGGAGUACAACGUAAUUGCGCAGAACGCGGGGUGCGGUAUCGUUGUAAAGGGGGCCUCCGCGGUGCCUGUGAUUCGCAAGAAUCGAGUUCUGUCCAACGUGCAGGCUGGUGUCUUUUGCUGCGAGAAGGCCGCGCCGUUUGUCUCCGAUAAUGAGAUUCGCCAGAACGGCAAGGCUGGGGUGUUGGUGAAGACGAGCGCCGCGCCAAAGAUUACCCGCAACAUCAUCGAGGACGGAAAGGAGGCUGGCAUUUACGUUUUCGAGAAGGGCGCCGGUAUUAUCGAAGAGAACCGCAUCCGCGGUAACCAGAACGCUGGCCUGCUUGUCACCACCGGCGGCAAUCCACAUGUCAUUCACAACACUCUCACCAAGAACACUUACGAGGGGGUCUGGGUGUGCAAGCACGGCGGCGGCACCUUCUGCGACAACGACUUGCGCGGAAACGCCAAAGGGGCCAAGGACAUCGAGGCGCACAGUCACGUCACGUGGGUGGGUAACGUCGAGCAGUAG
This is a messenger RNA of Leishmania braziliensis MHOM/BR/75/M2904, 2949 nucleotides long. Its product is annotated as putative protein kinase. The transcript has a single exon. Gene Ontology annotation, biological process: protein phosphorylation. Gene Ontology annotation, molecular function: ATP binding; zinc ion binding; protein kinase activity. NCBI's taxonomy places the organism in Eukaryota, Euglenozoa, Kinetoplastea, Trypanosomatida, Trypanosomatidae. Bases 1 to 2949 code for a protein of 982 amino acids. The record is from RefSeq and is a predicted model, not a curated record.